AUGGGAAUUCCAGCAUUCUUCAGAUGGAUGGUAGACAAGUACCAUGGUCUAAUCGAGUCAACAAGGGAGCCAAGGAAUCAGGAUGGCACUCGCAUCAGAUGCGACAACAGUGAGCCAAAUCCAAAUGGAGAGUACGACAAUCUCUAUCUUGAUAUGAAUGGUAUUAUACAUCCUUGUGCGCAUCCUGAGACAGGACCACAACCGCGCAAUACAGAGGAUAUGAUGGACUCGAUCAUUGAGUACCUCGACCUCAUAUUCUCCAUCGUCAGACCGCGCAACCUGGUCUACAUGGCCGUCGACGGUGUGGCACCGCGUGCCAAGAUGAACCAGCAGCGUUCGCGUCGUUUCAGAGCGGCAAUGGACUCGCGUCUGGCCAAGGAGGCUUCGGAGAAGGAGAUGAUGGACAGGGUGGCCCAGGGCACUGCCACACAAGCAGAGAUCGAUGCCAUUCAGAAGUCCAAAGAGGACAAGUUCCACUUUGACUCCAACUGUAUCACGCCAGGCACAGUCUUCAUGGACCUCGUCUCACUCACACUGCGGUCCUACGUGGCCGAGAAGAUUUCAACUGAUCCAGCAUGGAAGAACGUUAAAGUUAUCAUCUCAGACGCAUCUGUACCGGGAGAGGGAGAGCAUAAGAUCAUGAGCUACAUCAGAGAGCAAAGAGCACAGAAGGACUACAAUCCAAACCUUAAGCACGUGAUCUAUGGUCUGGAUGCCGAUCUGAUUAUGUUGGCCCUGUCGACACAUGAGGCCAACUUUGACAUUCUAAGAGAGUUUGUCGAGACGAACAAGUCGCGAAAGGUCCAGCGCAGACACGACGCCGAGAAGACCGAGGAGGAGCUACAGGAGAUUGCCGAGCACAAGGACUUCCUGAUAAAGAACUACCAGCUGCUGAGUCUCAACCUGUUCCGCUCCUACCUGAGCCAGGAGCUGUAUUGCAAGCCCGCGUUUGGCUUUGAUAUAGAGCGAGUGAUCGAUGACUUCAUCUUCAUCUGUUUCUUCGUCGGCAAUGACUUCUUGCCGCAUCUGCCGUCGCUGCAGAUCAACGAAGGCGCCAUCGACCGUAUCAUGGAUAUCUACAGGGAGCUGUUGCCAACGUUCGAUGACUAUCUGACAGAGGACGGCGAGUUUGACCUGGACCGCGUCGGCCUCAUCUUCACGAGGCUGUCGCUGGUCGAGGAGGACAUCAUGUUGGAGCGCAAGCACAAGGAGGAGAACAUGAAACGUCGUCGCGAGAGGCAAAACAACAGAAACAACUACAACAACAACAGAGGCGCAGACAGCCUGGACCUCAAGGUCGGUGUGUCCAAGGAGCACCAGGCCGCCGCCAAGAGUCUGCUCAGCGAGCUGUUCAAAGAGCAGGAGCCACAGCAACCCGUGGUCAAGAAGAUCAAGUCCGAGGACACCGCUUCAAACAUGGACGCUGCUGCCAAGAUCCGCGAGCAACUCGCCGCGCUGAGGAGUCAGAACAAGCAGAUGAAGGAGGUGGUCGAGCAGGUCCAGGCCAACAUCACUACUGAGCCUAAAGUGGUGCCACCCAAGAGACAGACACAGAUGAUUGACAUUGUGCCCGAGCAGGCAGCUCCACCAAAGAAGGAGACCAAGAAGAGAAAGGAGAGAGACCAGGACGAGGAGGAGAAGAAGGAGGAGGAGGAGGAGAGGAAGAAGAAGGAGGAGGAGUCACUGCAGGAGACGACAUUCGUCAAUCACAUGAAGGAUGUCAACAUUGGCCAGAAAGGUUGGCGCAAGAGAUACGCCAAGAUGCACUUUGAGCCAGAGGAUGGAGAGGAGAAUGUUCUGCUUAGGGUGUGCCAGUCGUACAUCGAUGGUCUGGCAUGGGUCCUCAAGUACUACUACAAAGGCUGUGCCUCGUGGGGCUGGUACUACCCAUUCCACUAUGCACCCUUCAUUCUGGACCUCGUUGACAACCUGGGCGACAUUGUGCCUCCCGUCUUUGAGAAGGGUCUGCCAUUCAAGCCAUUCGAGCAACUGAUGAGUGUGCUGCCCAGAGACUCUGCGCAGUUCGUGCCCAAGCCCUACCAGAAGAUGAUGGGCGUCGACGAUGGCAGCGGAGAUUCGUCUCCCAUCAUUCACUUCUACCCAACCACGUUCAAGAUCGACGUCCAGCCCGGCGUGCCCCUGUGGAAGGGUAUCUGUCUGCUGCCCUUCAUCAACGAGCAGGAGCUGCAAGAGUCGCUGCGUCCACUGGACAACGUGCUCACCGACGAGGAGAUCUUCCGUAACAGCCGUGGCUCAGAGUACCUCUUUGCCAACAAGAACGUAGAGUUUGUAGCCAAGGACAAGAAGGGUCGUCAGCGUGGCGAUAUCGACCCCAAGCUAUCCAAGGACUUCUUGGGCAAGAUCGAUAAACUGCCCCAGCGUCUCAUUGAUAGACUGCCGCCCAUGCAGGAUGCCGUUGCCUACGAGUUCCACAACCCAGGCUUCCCAGAGGGCUACGAGUUCAAGUCUGCCAUGCUGCCAGGCGCCAUCAUGUUGCCAAGGACCCAGAACACCACGAACCAACCAUCCAUUCAGAACAGCGCAGCCAAUCGCAUGAUUAACCACUCGCUCGGUUCAAACCAGUACAAGGACAACCAAGGCUACAACCAAGGACGUGGAUUCAAUGGCGGUGGUGGACGUGGUGGAUACCAGGGCGGCGGUGGUCGUGGUGGAUACCAAGGUGGUGGCCGUGGUGGCUACAACAACAACAACAGCAACUAUGGUGGCAACAGAAACAACAAUAAUGGUGGUGGAGGUUACAACAAUGACAACAGCGUGUACCAGGCACAACAACAGCAGCAGCAGCAGCAGCAGCCACAGAUGAUGCAACAACAGCAGCAGCAGCAGCAGCAGCCUCAGAUGAUGCAGCAACAGAUGAUGAUGCAGCAACAGCAAAUGAUGCAACAGAUGCAGUACAACAACUAUGGAGGUGGCUAUAACAACAACUAUGGUGGAGGUGCCAACUACAAUGCCCAAUACUAUAACAACAACAACAGCAACUAUGGUGCCAACAAUAACUAUGCUGCUGCAGGCAACUAUGGUGGCAACUACGGUGCUGUAGCCAACAGCAACUAUGGAGCGAACAACAACUACAACUACAACCAACAACAACAAUACCAAAUGCAACCUCAACAAAUGCAACAAAUGCCUCAACAACAGCAAAUGCUUCCACAACAACAACAAAUACCUCAACAGCCACAACAACAACAGAAGCAGCAGAGACAACCAAACAACAAUGAUCCACAACAGCAGAUGAUGAAGAUGAUGCAACAAUCCACUGUCUACAACUCCAACCAAACUCAACCGAGAGCAAACAUCACUGGCGAGCAACAACAACAGAACAAAGGAAAGUAUACUCCCUUUGCCAAACAAUCCAAGAAGUAA
Acytostelium subglobosum LB1 is the source of this 3384-nucleotide messenger RNA. RefSeq lists its product as hypothetical. Gene Ontology annotation, cellular component: nucleus. Gene Ontology annotation, molecular function: RNA binding; 5'-3' RNA exonuclease activity. Bases 1 to 3384 code for a protein of 1127 amino acids. Lineage: Eukaryota; Evosea; Eumycetozoa; Acytosteliales; Acytosteliaceae. The transcript has 2 exons. The record is from RefSeq and is a predicted model, not a curated record. Gene Ontology annotation, biological process: nuclear-transcribed mRNA catabolic process.